Molecule: messenger RNA, 1449 nt
Organism: Adineta ricciae
Lineage: Eukaryota; Metazoa; Rotifera; Eurotatoria; Adinetida; Adinetidae
Source: the annotation of a GenBank genome assembly
AUGAGUCAAAGAAUAUCGAAGAAGUCUCUCAUCUCGAAUGAGAGUAUUCUUUAUGAAUUAAAUGAUUAUGAUCGUCAGCGAAAGACGCAAACAUUGAUCGAAGACGAUCGUCUACAAUGUAUUCCUGCAGAUCCCGUUCUCAAAAGUCUUUCGUGUCCGAUUUGUCUCGACUUGUUCAAUCGAACAAUGGUCACCACCACUUGUUUGCAUCGUUUUUGUGCUGAUUGUAUUUAUCGUUGGCUUAAAUCAGAGAAUAAAGUAUGUCCAACAUGUCGAAAAGUGCUCAAAUCAAAACGUUAUUUACGAUCGGAUAUUCGUACUGAUUCGUUAGUCGAUAUGAUUAAAAAACAACAGACUAUUAUGCGUCACAAUAAUAGUUCGUCUUGGUUGCAAACAAACCGAACGAUGAUCGACGAGUAUUGUAAUAUGAAUAUACCCGCUGAUUACGAUUUGCAUUGGCUUAUUGCCCAUGCCGUAUUGGCAUUGACAGGAUUAUUCUACGCACUUCUUGGUUAUCGUUGGUGGCGGUUGACGAUGUUCAUCACCUCAUUUGGCUUAGGCUCUUUAUUUCUUUAUAUUAUUCUCUCCACACAGCCAACAAUGAAUGAAUCGCAAUUACUAGGCGUGUCGUGUUCAAUUGCAACUUUAUUUGGUUUAAUUGGCGCACUCCUACAAUAUGUCGGUCUAUUCAUCAAUGGAUUUUGCUUUGGUUUAACCCUCUCGAUCACCACAUUUAUCUCAUUAGACAUGAAAAAUCGAGCUAACGGUGUCUCCACGUCAUUCUGGUUGCCCAUCGGUUUAAUUUUACUCUUAGGCUUAAUUUGUGCAACGCUAACAUUACGUUUUCAAAAGACAAUGAUCAUCAUCACGUCAUCAUGUUUAGCUGGUGUAUGUCAAAUACUUGUAUUAGAUUAUUUUCUUCAAUCAUCUGUUUUGCUUCACUUUGUUCAUAAACGCUUACUGUUCGAACCGACACCGACAUUAUGCUUACGACAUUGGUUAAUUGCAUUGAUAUUGCCGGUCAUCAUGUGUUUCGGUAUUGUUAUACAAUUUUCCUGUACGGGAAGAAAUUAUGAUCAUCGGGAUUCAUGGCAAAGAGCGAUCAGUGCCGGCAAGAAACGAUAUAAAACAGCAAAUUUAAAACGAAUUCGUCGCCAUUAUAAUCAAGAUACACUUCGCGAGCAUAUUAUUCCAGAUGAAAGUAAUCGAUUUCGUUAUUUUUAUCAUAUCAGACGGGCGCAUGGUGACGCACUUUCGUCGGAUUUUAUACAAAAUGUAAGACAACAGAAUUCAGCUGCAGUUCGUUUGACAACUAAUCAAAACAGUAAUAAUAAUAAUAAUAAUGAUCCUAGUCAACCAAUUGUAUCAACAACCAAUACAACAAACGCUGUAGCAUCAGCACGAACAGAUAAUGACAGUACCACGACAACAUUAACUCAUUUGAUUUGA